Messenger RNA from Salarias fasciatus (jewelled blenny), 4465 nucleotides. It is a transcript of the gene vps50, whose product is annotated as VPS50 subunit of EARP/GARPII complex. The coding region runs from base 114 to 3095 and encodes 993 amino acids. Gene Ontology annotation, biological process: retrograde transport, endosome to Golgi; endocytic recycling. Gene Ontology annotation, cellular component: EARP complex. NCBI's taxonomy places the organism in Eukaryota, Metazoa, Chordata, Actinopteri, Blenniiformes, Blenniidae. The transcript is spliced from 29 exons. Gene Ontology annotation, molecular function: SNARE binding. The record is from RefSeq and is a predicted model, not a curated record.
GUGACAGUCAACCAUGGCUUCCUUCUCGUAGUGAUGGAGCCGCACAGUUGACAACAACACAAAACUGAGACUUCAGCCAGGCUGUUUGCCCCCGGAGAGGAGUUGGACUCACGAUGCAGAAGAUCAAGUCUCUUAUGGCCCGUCAGGGCCUGAAAAGCCCCCAGGAGAGCAUGGCAGACUUGAGUCCUGUGGAGAACCUGAGGAUCCCCAGCAAGGAGGAGCUGCGGGAGCUGAGGGAGCAGCCCAUCGACCCCCAGGCGGAGCAGGAAAUCAUCGACAGCAUUGAGGAGGUCUACUUCUCAAACGACUCCUUCGAUAUGGUGCAGCACGAGCUGGAGAAACUCCCACCUGAGCUGAAUCUGCAGGAGCUGGAGGAGUACAGAGAUAAGCUCAAAAGACAACAAGCAGCAGUCUCUAAAAAAGUGGCAGAUCUCAUUCUGGAGAAGCAGCCUUCUUACGUCAAGGAGCUGGAGAGAGUGACGGCGUUACAGACCAACCUGCAGCUGGCAGCGGUCAUUUGCACGAAUGCAAGAAGACAACUGAGUGUGGCGAAGGAGGGGUUCACCGGGGCCAGCCUGGGUCUGCUGGCCAAUCAGAGAAGGCGGCAGCUGCUGACGGGCCUGCUCAAGUCUCUGAGGACCAUCAAGACCCUGCAAAGAACAGAUGUAAGACUCAGCGAGAUGCUUGAGGAGGAAGACUAUCCGGGCGCGAUCCAGCUGUGUCUGGAGUGCCAGAAGGCCGCCAGCACCUUCAAACACUACAGCUGCAUCAGUGAAUUAAAUUCCAAACUACAAGACACUCUGGAGCAAAUAGAGGAGCAGCUCGAUGUCGCCCUGUCAAAGACUUGUAAGCACUUUGAUGUUUCGCACUACACCAAGGUCCAGCUGGCCUACUCGCUCCUGGGUAAAACGCAGACCGCCAUGGACCAGUUGCACAUGCACUUCACCCAAGCCAUCCACAACACCGUUUUCCAAGUGGUGCUGGGAUACGUGGAGCUGUGCGCCGGCAACGCCGACACCAAGUUUCAGAAGAUGCAGUAUAAAGAUCUGUGCACGCACAUCACCUUGGACAGCUACAUUCCCUGCCUGACAGAUCUGUGCAAGGCAUUGUGGGAGGUGAUGCUAAGCUACCACCGUACCAUGCAGUGGCACGAAGAGCAGGACAAACAGGAGACGACGUCCACUCCAGACGGCGCCGCUGCGGCCGAGUCCGACGAGGUGCUGGUCGACCGCAGUUACGUAAAGAAGAAGCUGGAGCACGGGCUGACGCGAAUCUGGCAGGAUGUCCAGUUAAAGGUGAAAGCUUACAUCCUGGGAACCGACAUGUCCAACUUCAAAUACGACGAUUUCAUCGUGGUGCUGGAUGUCAUCAGCAGGUUGAUGCAAGUGGGUGAGGAAUUCUGCAGCAGCAAAUCAGAAGUCCUGCAGGAGUCCAUUAAACGGCAGAGUGUUAACUACUUUAAAAACUAUCACAGGGCGCGGCUGGAAGAGCUCAGGAUGUUUCUGGAAAACGAAACUUGGGAGCUGUGUCCAGUCAAGUCUAACUUCAACAUUGCCCAGCUCCAUGAGUUUAAGUUUAUGGGCCAGUGUCGAUCUCCGUCCGUCUCGCCGAGCAGACAGACCGUGUCCUCCGGCAGCCCGGCCCAGGAGGAGCUGUCACUCUUCCAGCAGUACGUACAGGAGGGAAACCCUUUUGAGAUGCACAUCGAGCACAAAGAGGAAGAGACGGAGGAUGUGCUGGCGUCUAACGGAUAUGAGUCAGACGAGCUGGAGAAGAGUGUGUAUCAGGAUUACGACAGCGACAGCGAUGUUCCCGAGGAGCUCAAGCAGGACUACGUUGAUGAGCAGACAGGUGACGUCCCCCUGAAGAGCGCGUCCCGAGAGACGAUAAGAAGCAAGAAGAAGUCUGACUAUAACCUCAAUAAGACCAACGCGCCGAUUCUCACCAACACAACGCUGAACGUCAUCCGGCUGGUUGGAAAGUACAUGCAGAUGAUGAACAUUCUGAAGCCGAUUGCCUUCGAUGUCAUUCACUGUGUCUCUCAGCUCUUUGACUACUACCUGUACGCCGUCUACACCUUCUUUGGACGCAAUGACAUGCCUGUCCCAAGCCCGUCUUUGCCCGCUCAGGGUGGCAGGGAGACGGGCACAGCCAGGGUUGUGGGCCCUGCUUGCCUGUAUGAGUCAUCGGGUCUGGGCCUUAUCAGCAGCAGACUGAGAACCACGCUGAAUCGAAUCCAGGAGAGCCUCAUUGAUAUGGAGGCUGGAGGGGAGAGCGCCGGAGUCCACGGACCCACCGAGGACAGGAAGGAGAAGGUUCCCAGCCCCCACCUGAGCCAGCUGGUGGUCCUCACCAACAGUGGGACCCUGUAUGGUUUGGCCCAGAGGGUGGUGGCCACAGAGUCCCUUGUUUUUCUGGCCGAGCAGUUUGAGUCCCUUCAGUCCCACUUGGAUACGAUGAUGCCUGCAGCCAAGAAGCCCUUCCUGCAGCAGUUCUACUCUCAGACUGUGUCCACAGCCAGCGAACUGCGGAAACCAAUAUACUGGAUCGUGGCGGCCAAGGCGAUCGACUAUGAACAAAUGCUGCUCAUGAUGGCCGGCGUUAAAUGGGACAUUAGGGAGAUAAUGUCGCAGCACAAUGUGUACGUGGACGUCCUUUUGAAGGAGUUUGAGCAGUUUAACAAGCGGCUGGGUGACGUUUCCAGACACGUGCGAAUCCCCCUCCCCGUGUCCAACGUCCUGUGGGAGCACUGCAUCCGCCUGGCCAACCGGACCCUCGUGGAGGGCUACGCUAACGUGAAGAAAUGCAGCAACGAGGGCCGCGCCCUGAUGCAGCUGGACUUCCAGCAGUUCCUGAUGAAGCUGGAGAAGCUGACCGACCUGCGGCCCAUCCCCGACAAGGAGUUCGUUGAGACCUACAUCAAGGCCUACUACCUGACUGAGAACGACAUGGAGCAGUUCAUCAAGAACCACCGGGAGUACUCCAUGAAGCAGCUGGCCAACUUGGUGAACGUGUGCCUGGGCUCGCACAUCAACAAGAAGGCCCGUCAGAAGCUCCUGGCGGCCAUAGACGACAUCGACAGGCCCAAGAGAUAAACAGGAGGGCGGGACCGGACCCCCCGAAACCAGCCCCCAGAUGAAUGCACUCCGUCAGAGGAGGCUCGCACAGCGACUCCCGAGGUGGAGCUCAGCUCAAAUGUCGUUGCCUUCGGCUGAGAUGAGUUCAACAAGCGGCAGAGUGCUGCGGCCGAUGCGUUCCGUCUUUAAAUUGUUGGGAAAUCCAAACAGCCGCUUGUUGAAUCGCCUCUCAGACACGAACAUGAAACCUCACCUUCAGACUUGUUACUCUGCACAUGCAGCGCAUGUUUUCAUUCAGCAGAUAUGUUGCUUCAAAUAUUUAGUUUCUUUUCUGCAAACUGUAACUCCGGCUUGAGUCGGAUACGAAGCUCUCACCCGGACUCUGUUAAAGCGACACAAAAAUCAGAUUUACCUGACUGAUACUGUGUUGAUCUUUAUUUUAUCUUUUAUCUGUUUUCUGUUUCCUCCAAACAUUCUCCAUGUCAGUCACACCUCCUACCUUCAGAAUUUAAAAAAAAGACAAACUGGUAAACAUUUGAACAUUUCUGAAUUCGAUAGAUACUGUUGAUCUGUGUGGAAAUGAUUCCCGCUCUGCUGUGUGGAUCUGAAGGCUCCGGGUCUUUAUUGACCCUCUACUCCGCUCUGUGCUGUACAUGAUUUUACUUCACUGCACCUGUAUUCCUCCUUUUUUUCUGCUCUUGUGUUUCGUUUGAUUGUCCAUGAAUAUUACGAAUCUAAUAUAACGAUGAUUGUGAAAGUGAUAUAAACUGCUUUAGCUGGCACUAAGAGAGCUGGACUAUAUCUGCACCAGCUGCAUUUGUUUGGUGCACCAUCUGUCAUAUCUGAGCGGUAUUUAUUGCUCCUGGACUGAGUGUUGUGAAAAAAAAGCUGAACUUCAUUCUCUGGCCCUUCUACAGACCAUUAGGUUUUGUCGCUUGUGUGAGUUAGUUUUCUAACUGCAGGAGCUUUGGUCGGACUCCCACGCCUCCCGUUACAUUCUUUAGUUUAACCCGAUCCGACCUGUGGAAGAGGUUCUGCCCGAAUAACACGCUGUAAAAGGAAAAAAAAAGAAAAGAAAAAGAAGUUUUGAUAAAUUUCGUGUGCAACUAUUCCAAGAACAAUACUGUAAAUGUGAAUGUUUUGAACAAUGUCUGUAUUUAUUUCUCGCUCUGUGUGAUCUUUGAGUUUUUAUAUGAUGAUUGCUGGAACUGUAACGUCUGUCGUCACCUCUCGGUCUCUUGUAACUGAUCACCCGCAGAAAUUAUAAAUAUCUAGAACUUGUCAAAUUACGUUAGGAGGUCAGCGCACCGUAGUGGAAGUCGGUGAUCAGUGUUGGAGUUGUAACUGAACCCAGGAUGAUUCUAACACAAUAAACACACUAACGGCGA